AAGAGAAAAAAGUGAGACACGACGAUGGCAAGUAAAAGGUGAUGAAAACAGAAUCCCAUGCCUGAAGACAACAACUUCAAAAAAAAAACUACCAUCUUCCUCCACAUAAGUACAUCACAAGAAACAAAAUGCCUUCCUCCUCCAUGACAUCCUCCAAUGCUGGCGUGCCCAGGAGGCCUACGCAUGACGGCGCGUCAGCAGAGAUGUUGCAGAGAACGUUGGAAAAGCUGCGAGCCGCAUACUUUCGAGAAUUGACCGAUCUAAGAGGUCAGUUGCGGAAAGCGAAUUCAGCAAUCAAUAAAGAUGCGAUUGAGGCAGUGGAGGAGGUGUUAUGAUGAUCUUGCUGUACUAAAUGGAUCUCUAUGACACUGACGAUUUGCGGAGUAGCACCAGUAGCAGUAGUUUACUAUCUAUUUUAUGACACUGACGAUUUGCGGAGUAGCACCAGUAGAAGCAGUUGUAGUUUAUAUACAGUACAGCACAGUACGCCAAGGAACUCCCUCUUGUAGAGUCUACGGGUAAGGAGUGGUAGCGCUCCUGAUAUUGGGCGAGUCUGAGUCUUAUUUUUUUGGCUUGGUGAAAGAAUAAUAACUACCUAUUUGAAAUGUUCCUUUCACUACUAUUAACAGCAUCACUUUCACCUCCACAAAAUCAAGGUCCUAGUGGAGCAGCCUGUGAUGUAUUUUGAGCCAUUGCAGUUUCUAUCCGACGAAGAGGAGGCGACGAAGGAUUUCAUUCAAAACACGGUGGCAGAGAAGAUGCGUUUGCUGUUAUUGUCACGCGGUUAUUCAAGUGGAGACGGCGUCCAUGAUGGAAUAGCGAAGACAAAGGAGAGGAAGUACAACUGUUGUAUCUGUACUUUUUGUCUCUGGUCCAUGAUGGAGGACAUCAAUGUGAUGAAGAAGGAGAUCUUCUAGAACGAACGAGGCAACCAACGAGGCUUCACUCUGUAGUUGAGACUGUUCUUCAUCACGCCACAGAUUAGAAGAGCAAUGAUGUCAUCUUCAGCUGCAUCUUUAUAAUCCUUAUGUAAUUUUUCGAGUCGACCUCAACCUAAAACACGACCUACAACAGCGCAGAGCUCGAGACCCUAUUACGACAACAGCGAGAGAAGGGUGAAGCCGAGCAGACGGCAUUGCGCUUAGAAAUUCAACGCUUGACUGACCGGUUAGCAGAUGCAAAAGAGGAGCACGAAGAAGUGAAACGUUCUCUACUCCUUAUCUAGGUUUUUUACACAUAGAUUAGUCCACCUACCCAGGGACUGUUGCUGAUGUGCGAAAGUCUUCAGUUGUAGUGAACUUCGAUCGAAAAAGUGACGUCAAUCUUCGAUUGCAAUACGCUAUUGGACUGAAUUAUCUGAGAAGGUGUGUUUUUGCCUGCUUGUAGGCAAAGAAUAGGGUACUCCGCUGUUGUGGUCGUAUUCAACGUCAAGGUUUUAAAUCUUUUGAUUUUGAGUCUGAAAUUUAGGAAUUUGUUUCAAAUGGAACAAAAUCAAAAUUUCUAGGAUAUUUCUUCAUCUGCUUUCACAAAAAUUUUGAUUUUGUUCUAUUUUUAUUCAAUUUUAAUCCCGGCGAAGCCUUUGCAUUCGACUUGGAUUCAUUCGUUUGAAAUUCAAUCCAUCUCUAAAUCUUGAACUAGUGGCGGGUCCUUCUGAAUUUCAUGUGAAAUUCUUGACAUGGAGUUAGAGUAAUCCACUGAAAGGGUGAACUUCGAUGAAAAAGCCUCAUGCUCUAAAAAUAAAAAAUUCGAGGUUUUUCGUUUUCAUAUAAAUUGUGCUAAAGCCAUCAAUUAGGGUGGAGGGCUUUUCAAUUUCCUUCGAAGUUCUUGUAGAUGGUUAGAGUGGAACAUUAAAGAGCUAAAUAUUGAUCAAAAAACCUCAUGCUUUAAAAAUUCAAAAUUCAAGGUUUUUCAUUUUAGAGCUUCAUGUCUGAAAAUUUGGCUCCAGUUUUCACGCGGUGGAGACAACGUUUAGUCCUAUUUCAUGUAACUAAAACUAAUAUGCAAACGCAGCUUUGAUUCUAAUUCAAAUUUCAUUUGAAUUCACAAAAAUUUUGAUUUUGUUCCAUUUUAAUCGAAUUUAAAGCCUGGUGACGCGUUUGAGAGUCAUUCACGUAAAGUCUGGAAUCUUUCGAAAUCGUGUCCUUGUGAAUUUCAUGCCUAGUAGCGGUAGUACUAUCGGAUUUGAUGAACAAAAUUGCCCUAAGUACCUGAAUAAGACUCAGAACAGGUUCUCUCCUCUCCCAGCACGCUCAUGAGAAACGUGCCAUGGUGACGGAUUUUGAGCAUGAGAAGGCUGAGAUGCGCACUAGUUUCCGGAGUCAGCUAGACGCGUUUGCGCAGCAAUUGAUGCAGCAACAGGAGAAGUUGCAGAACAUCGGUUUGGUGGGCGAAGAAUUCAUAGUUAGUGCUCGAGGAGAUCGACGUCCGGGAAGUGCACCUACACCGGAGGCAGAAGAAGAUAGGAAUGGACUACCGUCAGCUGAAGAACUGCAACAGGAUCUGCAGAGGCCUCCUGUGGGAGCAGCAGCUGACGAAGCAACACCUGCUCAGGAAGAACUUGCUCCGCAGUCUAGUGGAGGCCUUGUUCUUGUCCCGACAGCUAGAGCUGCUGUAUCAAGUAGAGGAAAUCAUGCUCCUUCGGCAGGAGGAAGUGGCUCGAAGAACCUGCCUGCAGUUUCACGAAAAGAGCGCACUAGGAUACUUCUGGGCAAAGACCACGCUGUGGUAGGUAGCAAGAAGACACCUUCAACUAGUACAACUUCAUCCUCCUUGGGAUCUGGAAGGAGCAGGAAGAGCAGUCCUAAAACUACAACAGCAUCUUCAGUACAACCCUCUUCAUCAUCUAGUACUAAAAAGACUCCAAAUUCAAGUACAUUACCACCGGUCGUUGUACCUCCAACCGCAGUUCGAGCUGCGACAACAAGCGAUGGUACUUCCAAAGUCAAAACUUCUAUUAAGAAGCAACCUCCAGUACCAGUAGCCCCUGCAAAGAAAAUUGUCAUUGCUUCACCUGCGACAACCACAUCCACAGCAAGCCCUCUGAGCAGUAUCGCCACAAGUCCUUUGAGUGUAUAGAGAUCAGUAUACAUAGAGAUCAAGAGUUCUUCCUGUAGUAUUUAGCGAUAUUUAGACAAUAAGGUACGUGUAAGUAUGUUUGUGUGUAUGUAUGUGUGUGCGCUGCACAGAAGAACAAGAAGGCGCUGCUCUUCUUGAACUUUUUCACUUUCGUUUCCUAUCAUAUGCUGAACUGACAGUGUACAGUAAAAAGAUAUCAACAUGAUCGCUCCGUUCCAACUUUCACUAUCCACGACAAACGACUCACUAUCCACGAGUUCUUGCUGCAGCUGCUCAUAAGCUUUAUCUUCGAAUAUGCUGCAACGCCUCCUGCGAUGACAUGAUGAUCUUCAC
Amoebophrya sp. A25 is the source of this 3408-nucleotide messenger RNA. Lineage: Eukaryota; Dinophyceae; Syndiniales; Amoebophryaceae. The record is from the annotation of a GenBank genome assembly.